Drosophila serrata is the source of this 807-nucleotide messenger RNA. RefSeq lists its product as uncharacterized. The record is from RefSeq and is a predicted model, not a curated record. NCBI's taxonomy places the organism in Eukaryota, Metazoa, Arthropoda, Insecta, Diptera, Drosophilidae.
UUCUUACAGUUUCUAAAAGUAUUUAUUACCAAGUAUAUUCUAUAGGUCAAGUGAUCUAUGAAAAAGUUGUGUGUCAAAGAAGCAAGUUCUAGAAACUUUACAAUUGAUUUGAACCUGACGAAAGAGCAGACUGAACAAAAAUGAAUAUGGCACUUCUGGACCUACAACCUACGGAGUUUUUCUUCAACUUAUGCAGCAAGCGCUUGGAGUACAGGCAUUUGGUAUUGCGGAAUACCAGCAAGAAAAACGUGGUGACCUAUAAGAUUAGAACCAAUACACCAACCGAUAUUUUCACCGUUCAUCCCCUCAUGGGAGUUGUGAAGCCCAACCAAGCCGCUGUCAUUCACAUCUACAUGAAUCGCGAUGUUCCAUGGAUCAAAAGGAAGCGUUAUGAGCUUCUCGUUUCGGCAACAACUAUUACCGACAGUGAGGUCAAUUUGCAGAGGCUCUGGAUGCACUUGAAUCGAAACGACACCUGGAUGGCCAAAAUCGAGUGUAAGUUCAUUGAUCAGGAACAAGAACCUUGGUGGUUAACCUAUCAAAAUGGUGGGAAAAUCUCAAAUAUGCUGAAUAUUACGGAUUUGGAUGGAAAGGUCAAGAGGCUGCGCUUGGAGGUCGAUAUGUUGCGUACACAAAACAAGAUUUUCAAGGUUAUCAUCUGUGCACUGGCUUUGAUCAUCAUAAUAUGGGCUGCCGUUUUGCAUUUUCGUGAACUUUUGUCUUGAAUACCACACAAUUUAUACGAACAUGAAUUUCGGGAUAAACAGGCAAUUAUUUUGUAACACUUAGGAAAUUUAUUAUAAUGGU